Messenger RNA from Gigantopelta aegis, 2517 nucleotides. Its product is annotated as transcription termination factor 3, mitochondrial-like. The record is from RefSeq and is a predicted model, not a curated record. Gene Ontology annotation, molecular function: double-stranded DNA binding. NCBI's taxonomy places the organism in Eukaryota, Metazoa, Mollusca, Gastropoda, Neomphalida, Peltospiridae. Gene Ontology annotation, biological process: regulation of DNA-templated transcription; mitochondrial ribosome assembly. Bases 424 to 2061 code for a protein of 545 amino acids. Gene Ontology annotation, cellular component: mitochondrion. The transcript has 5 exons.
GACUAGCUUAUCAGCUUUAGUUAAAUUGCCGUUGAGCAGGCAAGGGACCCUGUUGUUGUUGCGGCGGCGAAGCGUAAGGCCACUACACCUGCCAUCCAGCCAGAUACGGACAAGCCGCCGAGCCGACAACGUUUGGUUUGAUGCAUAAGAAAAAGCCUGCCGUUUUCUGAUCCCAUGACAGCUCAUUUUGAAUUUUGGCCACACUGACAGCUCAUUUUGAUGUUUGGCCACACUGACAGCUCAUUUUGACGUUGGGCCACACUGACAGCUCAUUUUGACGUUGGGCCACACUGACAGCUCAUUUUGACAUUGGGCCACACUGACAGCUUGGAUGGACAGUAUUACACAUGAAGACCAGUUUACAAAAAUGUGACGUUCCUCACAUUUACAGAUUUACAUCCAUUACAUUUUAGAUAAAUAUCAAUGGCAGGCCGUGCUUUUACACUUCAUUACGGGAGACAUUUCUAUGAGAAUGUGCAUACAAAAUAUUCCAUUGUAAGAUUCUUUAGUAGCACCUGUGGCACGUCUGCCGUUUUACCCACAAAACAUGAUAAAAUAGCUUGUGUGACACCAGGAUUAAAAUCUUGUGAAAAUCUGCGUAUGCAUAAUUGGAACAGUUUUGAGAAGAUAGUGAUUUUAAAAGUCGGUACCUCUGGUUACAAGACAUUCAGUUUUCUGCAGACAUGUUACAGAGAAUUUCAUUUUGCGACAACACUGUGCAGUUCUGAUCCAGUUUGUACAAAACGUGGGAUCACAAAGUUUGUUGAUGCCGAUGACAAUAUUUCUGCGGAUUCCAAACCACAUGUAAAUUCCUCUGAAAGUUGCUAUGGUAACGACGUUUCUUUUAUCCUCCAUCCUGAGGAAGAGCCUGGUUCCUCUUUUACUCAAAACCAUUGCAAAGAUGUUGUCAGUAAACCACUCGGUGGUCGUGACGAUGAUGAUUCCAUGACAUCCUUACAAUCAGACUUGUGUGCUAACAACAGUAACAGUGAGAAAACAACUGGUAGUCAUGGUAACCAUUAUUCCACAGAUUUUACUCCCAAUGAACUUGAUGUUCCUGAGGAUCAAGAACCCAGUGGUGUGUUAGCCUGGAAUAACAGAGAGUCCGCUGUUGAUUGUUUACGAAGUGUUUCACAGGACAGGCAUCACCCAGAAAUCUUCUCACCUCCACUGAAUGACGACCAAUUGGAAAUUGUCCCGCUUCAGCAGAAACAAAAAUCAAAACUGUUGCCAGUACACAAUUUGGCUGCCCUCGUAGACAAAUCGGCAAGUUUAAGUGAGCUCGUCAAGCUAGGGGUCGACCUGUCAGAGGUGGAAAAGGUGGACGGAGCCGCUGAUAUGAUUGCUAAAUUGGAUUUUGAAAAUGACAUUCGACCGUAUUUGUUGUUUCUGUCUGAUGUGGGAGUUCCCGGGGACAGACUGGGACACUACUUGAGUAAAAAUCCUCUCCUACUGGAGAAAGAAAUCCCAGAUCUUCAGAGUAAGAUCGGUUACUUGGAGUCGAAGCGGUUUACUCCUGAUGCCAUCGCGAGGAUUGUCUGCAAGUGCUACGUUUUCCUUGUGCUGCCUCUUAAGAUGGUUGAUGCAAAACUGGGAUAUCUGCAAACACGCUUUCAACUUACAGGAAGUGAAGUCCGAAGUGUGGUUACUAGGCUACCAAAGCUGAUUGCUUGGAAAACUGACAGACUUAUGGACACUGUCUUCUAUAUGAAAGAAUUUCUUGGGUUUUCUGAGUCGGAGAUUAAGGAAAUAUUGCUUGCUCAACCAAAGGUUUUUCUCACGAACAAGUAUUCCCUCGGCAAGAAGUUUGACUACCUGCACAAUGUGAUGGGGAUGGAUCACAAGAAACUCGUCCAGUGGCCCAACAUCUUCCGCACCCGGCUACAUCUUCUACAGCAGCGGCACGGCUACCUGGAGAGUGUCAGCCGGGCACAGUACGACCCUGCCACAGAACACUACAUCUCACUCAAGGCCCUGGUGGGCAGCAGAGAGAGAGACUUCUGUGAGCAUCUUGCUAAAACAACCGUGUCUCACUACCGCAACUACUUGAAGACAUUGUGAAUCAAAGCUAUUGCCCCAUCAGUGGGCCUAUUGUGCUAUUUUUCGCUCUGGCCAGUGCACCAUGGCUGGUAUACUAAAGACCAUGGUAUGUGCUAUCCUGUCUUUGAGAUGGCAUAUAUAAAAGAUUCCUUGCUGCUAAUAGCACAAUGUAGCAGGUUUCCUGUCUUAAAGACUAUUUAUGUUGAACAAAAAUCACCAAACGUUUGACAUCCAUUAACGGAUGAUUAAUAAAUCAGUGUGCUCUAGUGGUGUUGUUAAAUAAAACAAACCAACGUUUUUACAAAGCUAUUGUGUUGUUAGAAGAUGCCAACAACUGGAGUAACGUAAUUGUCUGGCUAAUGUACUGCAAUGUAUGAUCUUCAUAACUGGUCUACUAGUGUGCCCCACCCCCUCAAUCAGUGCUUCCAGUGCUUGUGGGCAGUGUUGUUAGAUGUGUGAAUAAAACAUUUGUCGUCA